Molecule: messenger RNA, 477 nt
Organism: Apus apus (common swift)
Lineage: Eukaryota; Metazoa; Chordata; Aves; Apodiformes; Apodidae
Gene: FAM162B
Product: family with sequence similarity 162 member B
Exons: 4
Coding region: 28-465 (145 amino acids)
Source: RefSeq, a predicted model, not a curated record
ACGGAGGGUUGCUGUGCUGCUCUCGCCAUGCUGCCGGCGCGCCUGUGCCCUGGGCGGCUCCUCUCGGCCGCCCCGCUCCGCCGGGCCGCGCCGCGGGGAGCCGCCGCCGCCGGGGAGCCCGCCCGGGGCCCGGGCACCAGCCGCGCUGAGCAACCUCACAAAGUGGUUGCAAGUUACAAACCUUCGAAGUUUGACAAAAAAAUCCUCCUCUGGACUGGACGUUUCAAGAAAGAAGAAGAGAUUCCUCAGAGGAUCCCGCCAGAGAUGCUAGACAGGGCAAGAAACAAAGCUCGAGUUAAAGCUUGUUACAUCAUGAUUGGACUCUCCAUUGUUGCCUGUUUUGCAGUGAUUGCCUCAGCUAAGAAGGCUGCUGCACGUCAUGAGUCCUUAACAAGCUGGAACCUGGCAAAGAAAGCCAAGUGGCGGAAAGAGGCUGCGUUAGCAGCGGAGUCAAAGGCAAAGUAACUUUGUAUGAAA